Cyprinodon variegatus (sheepshead minnow) is the source of this 1005-nucleotide messenger RNA. RefSeq names its product very-long-chain 3-oxoacyl-CoA reductase-like (gene hsd20b2). The coding region runs from base 1 to 1005 and encodes 334 amino acids. NCBI's taxonomy places the organism in Eukaryota, Metazoa, Chordata, Actinopteri, Cyprinodontiformes, Cyprinodontidae. Gene Ontology annotation, molecular function: oxidoreductase activity. The transcript is spliced from 11 exons. Gene Ontology annotation, cellular component: endoplasmic reticulum. The record is from RefSeq and is a predicted model, not a curated record.
AUGCUGCUCGCUCAGGAGCUCUACCUUAAGGCGGUGCUGACUGAUACUCUGGCGCUCUUUGGGGGAUUGACUGUGGUUUUCUGCCUGUUGAAAUUCACUUGGAAAUGUUGGUGUGGACUCAGACAGUUUGUCUUAUCAGAGCACUGGCAGCAGGAUCUGCGGACAUACGGGCAAUGGGCAGUUGUUACCGGCGCCACAUCUGGUAUCGGUAAAGCUUAUGCUUCUGAGUUGGCACGAAGGGGUCUUGAUGUCGUCUUAGUAGGAAGAUCUGAUGUUAAGCUUCAAAUGGUUGCCAAGGAAAUCAGAAAUGAGUAUGGACGAAAGACUCACACCAUCCAAGUGGACUUCACUGAGGGCGGCGGCAUCUACUCAUCCAUUGCUAAGGAGCUCCAGGGCCUGCAGAUAGGGAUUCUGGUCAACAACGUUGGAAUGACCUGCACGGAUCAUUUUGCUUAUUUUCUGGAAACACCAGAUGCUGAACAGAAAAUAACUCAGAUCAUCAACUGCAACAUGCUGUCUGUACCCCAGAUGACCAGACUGGUUCUUCCUGGGAUGGUGGACAGAGGCAAAGGAUUAAUUAUUAAUAUCUCCUCCGAAGCGGGCGUCCGUCCACACCCAUUGCUCGCUCUUUAUUCGGCCACUAAGAUUUUUGUAACGUAUUUCUCCCAGUGUUUGCAUGCUGAGUACAAGUCAAUGGGAAUCACUGUCCAGUGUGUGGCCCCCCUCAUGGUUUCCACCAACAUGACACAGAACAUGCAGGUCAACUGUUUGGUGAAAAGCGCAGCAGGGUUUGCCUACAAGGCAGUGAACACCAUAGGUCACUCCAGCUACACCAGCGGCUGUCUGUCCCAUGCCCUGCAGAGUGCGGCUCUCUCGCUCCUGCUGCCAGACUGGCUCCGGAUGUCCACUUUCUUCGUUAGGGUGUUAAGAAACGUUCCGAAUAUAAGGACCUAUCAGAGAGCAGAAUCUGAGGAAAAGGAGUGGAGCAGUGCAAAGAAGAAAUAG